AAACCGGUAGGAAUUUAUUACCAAAUCAAUACCAGUACCGAGUAUACAGGGUGGUUUAAAUGUCAUACUACCAUGGAAAAUUUUUCCAUGGGAAAAAUUGGUAAAUUUCCAUUACCUACCGAAAUUAUGUCUUUGAAAUUCAAUAUUUUAAGAAUUUUUUCAUCAGUGUUCCGUGAGUUUUGAUAAAAAUCUCAAUCCCAAAUCGUGUAACUAACGGAAAUUUAGAGGUUUUUAAACAGUGUAGAAGGUCGAUUUUGCUAAAUCAUGUCGCCACAAAUAAUAUUUUUUGCAGUUGUGACCAUAUCAUCGUAUUUUUUGGCUAGUGUAAUAUUUGUGGUGCCCAUGGUGUCCAUAAAUUUCUGGAAAUUGCCCGAAAUAAAUUACUCGUGCGACUGGAACGAGAGGAUGGAAGAAUAUCUAAAAACUAGAAGUCCCACCGUCGCCGAGGUUAUGGUUUAUUGGGCGAAUGAAACAGGAUAUUUUGAAUCAAGAAAUCUCAAAUUUUCAAAAAAUUACACUUUGGACUACAACGAUUUGAUGAAUUAUUGGGAUUCGUUACCAAAUAUUGAGGUGGAUGGAGUUCCCGAGGUUAUUUUUGGGUUAAAGGUGGGAUGCGUUAGUAACAAGUCAGCACCAAGGUUUUUUUCUGAAAGUCUUCUGAAGUUUCCGAGAAUGCGGGGCUCGUUAGUGGAAUCCUUCUUAACAAGUGGAUUUACGAGCUUAUGGCCUACACAGUUACAAAAUUUUAGCUUCUGCUUGACCCAGUCGGUUUACUUGAUUUGUUCAUUGGCGGGAUUCAUCUGUCUGUGUGUCACGUGCGGGGGGAUUGAUACCGAAAUAUUUUUUCUGUUAAAUUUCGUCGGAUUGGAGAUGCUCUUAAUUUGCGGGGGAAUUAUUCAAUUGAUGAAUAUUGAGCAGGAUAUUUUUUCCUAUGUGAUUUAUUUCGAUAAGAACUAUUUACAAUAUUGUCCCGCUUUAGAUGCAUUUUACACAUUUGUCCCAACAUCACAAGCUUUGCUGGUAUCAGUGUUAAUUUUGAAUAGGAAACGUAUCGUGGAGAGUUCGAAACUUCAAAUAUCAUUGUAUUCGAUAAUAUGCAUCAUUUUUCCGGCAGGGUAUCUCAGUUUUUGCUAUUUUUUGUCAGCAGAUUUUCGAAGUUACCAAUGCAAACCCAGUCUCGAUUUUGAUGACUACCCGCCAUUUUGGGAGGCGUGGGUCUCACUUAUCCAUAAAAACGGAGUUCUACUCAUAUUGAUCGGGGUUAAUUUACUGAUCGGUUUUUCCAGUGGGUUCGACUUCCAGAAUGGGGUUGAAAAUGGGGUGCGUCGUUGGUCGGUGCAGUUUAAACUGUUGCUCCUCGUGUAUGGGAUUUCCGCAUGGUUACAAAUCCUCGAAAUUUUGCUUUACUUGGUGGUCGAUAAGUACAGCGCGAUCGUAAUUUGCAGGAUAUGCAAUUUUAAAAGUGGUUUCAUUUUAUUCCUUCUCGUGAGAGCAGAUCGGACUAAAGAUGGUGCUCCGAAGACGAUACAGUGCUAUCAGGAACGAUUGGUGGAAUUGACAGGUGAAUUUAAAACCCGAAUUUCUUCGAAAGGAUCCACCUUCUCGCUGCAUAUGCAGAUUAGCUGGAAUAUUUUGAAACUUUUAUUCGCCAUACUUCUCAGGCUGAUGGGCAAGUGCGGUGGAAAUAAAAAUAAAGAAAUUGAAGACGGGACAACAUAUCAAGGAGAAAGUACAUCUCUGUAAAUAAGGAGAAUUUUUACCAAAAAUAUGUGUUUAUUGAAUUACGUCUUGAUUGUAACUUAAUAAAUGUGGACAUAGAAUUAGCGUCCCUUGGGGGCCUUAUUAUUAUGUUAAUUGAAUUUAA
Messenger RNA from Folsomia candida, 1864 nucleotides. RefSeq lists its product as uncharacterized. The record is from RefSeq and is a predicted model, not a curated record. The coding region runs from base 265 to 1743 and encodes 492 amino acids. Lineage: Eukaryota; Metazoa; Arthropoda; Collembola; Entomobryomorpha; Isotomidae. The transcript has 7 exons.